Messenger RNA from Exophiala spinifera, 867 nucleotides. RefSeq lists its product as uncharacterized. Gene Ontology annotation, molecular function: oxidoreductase activity, acting on the CH-OH group of donors, NAD or NADP as acceptor. Lineage: Eukaryota; Fungi; Ascomycota; Eurotiomycetes; Chaetothyriales; Herpotrichiellaceae. The transcript has 2 exons. Bases 1 to 867 code for a protein of 288 amino acids. The record is from RefSeq and is a predicted model, not a curated record.
AUGUCAGUGGAGAUCAGUCACAUUCCACCAUCACGCUCCUUGACAGGCAAGGUCGCCAUCGUCACAGGCGCAGGAUGUGUAGGCGACGGCAUAGGUAACGGAAGAGCAAUCUCGAUUCUGCUGGCGAGUGACGGGUGCAACGUGGUAUGUGUCGAUCUCAACAAGGAAUGGGCCUCCAGGACAGUCGAGAUGGUCAAUUCGGAGCCGGGACGAGGAAAGGUCCUGGUCGUCCAGGCCGACGUCACCACGGAGGCAGAAUGUCGCCGCGUCGUCGAGACAGCCAUGGCCGCCUUUGGCCGGCUGGACAUCCUCGUCAACAACGUCGGCAUUGGCGGCGCACCAGGCACGGCGGUCGAGGUCGACAUGGUGGCUUGGGCGAAGGGGCUCGAAGUCAACGUCUCGAGCAUGGUCUUGAUGGCCAAGUUUGCCGUUCCUGCCAUGCGCCGCAACGAGGGCAGCGAGAUCAAAGGGUCCAUCGUCAACAUGGGCAGCGUCGCCGGCCUCAAGGGAGGUACGCCGCAUCUGCUUUAUCCCACGAGCAAAGGCGCCGUGGUCAACAUGACCAGAGCGAUGGCGGCGCACCACGCCGAGGACGGGAUCCGGGUCAACUGUGUCUGCCCUGGGAUGCUUUACACACCCAUGAUGUACGCUGGGGGCAUGAGCCAAGAGGCACGCGAGGCACGUCAAAAACGAAGUCUACUGGGCACCGAAGGCACAGGGUGGGAUUGCGCAUGUGCGGUGGUGUUCCUUGCCGGUCCGCACGCCAGGUGGAUGACAGGCGUGGUUCUACCGGUAGACGCUGGCGCUACAGCCGCUGUUGGGAUCGGACUGCCCAAGAGUGCGAGUGUGAAUGGAGGAUCAAACUGA